Messenger RNA from Python bivittatus (Burmese python), 2461 nucleotides. RefSeq names its product tRNA methyltransferase 61A (gene TRMT61A). Gene Ontology annotation, biological process: tRNA methylation. Gene Ontology annotation, cellular component: nucleus; tRNA (m1A) methyltransferase complex. Lineage: Eukaryota; Metazoa; Chordata; Lepidosauria; Squamata; Pythonidae. The record is from RefSeq and is a predicted model, not a curated record. Gene Ontology annotation, molecular function: tRNA (adenine(58)-N1)-methyltransferase activity.
GUAGUGGAACCACGUGUCUGCAUCCGCCGGGGCUGUGCUCUGCUCUUGAUCUUGAUCUUGAUCUUGAUCUGUUGCAUCUUCCCUGAAUGCAAGUAGAGAGCCGGAAAGCUGCAGUUAACCUGCCAGUGACAACAUUAUCGUGAUGAGUUUUAUUGAAUAUGGAGACAUGAUAAAAGAAGGGGACACGGCAAUUGUCUUCUUGGGACACGAAUCAAUGUUUCCAGUGAAGGUGCAACAUGGUGGUAAAACUCAGACUAAGUAUGGUGUUAUUAGACACUCCACUGACCUCAUUGGAAAGCAGUACGGCUCCAAGGUGACCUGCAGCAAAGGAGGCUGGGUGUACAUCCUUCAUCCGACCCCAGAGCUGUGGACUCUGAAUCUACGCCACAGAACUCAAAUCCUAUAUUCAACUGAUAUCUCUUUAAUCACCAUGAUGCUUGAGCUGAAACCAGGGAGUAUAGUGUGUGAAUCAGGAACUGGAAGUGGUUCUCUCUCUCAUGCCAUCAUCAGGACAAUUGCCCCAACAGGGCAUCUGUAUACAGUGGAGUUCCAUCAACAGAGAGCUGAAAAAGCCAUAGAGGAGUUUGAAGAACACAGAGUGGGGCAUUUGGUGACUGUCAAGACCCAGGAUGUCUGCAAAAAUGGCUUUGGCGUCACCAACGUUGCAGAUGCGGUGUUUCUGGACAUUCCAUCCCCAUGGGAAGCUAUAGGCCAUGCCAAAUUAGCAUUAAAACAUGAAGGUGGACGCAUAUGCUCCUUUUCCCCUUGCAUCGAGCAAGUUCAAAGGACCUGUUUGGCUUUGGAGGAACAUGGCUUUACUGAAAUUAGUACUUCGGAGAUCCUGCUCAGAGUGUACAACGUUCGAACAAUUAGUUUGCCAAUGCCUGAUCUUGGAAAAACAGCUAAGGAUAAUUCCAACACUGGAGUUGAUGGAGGCAACCUAUCAAAUGAAGAUGCCUCGUAUCCAAGUCUUCAGCAGGGAACUAUACAAUUUAAGAGUGGUGUGCCGCUUAGGGAAAUGGUGGGUCACACAGGCUAUUUGACCUUUGCUACUAAAAGCCUAUUUUAAAUACAGGCUAGAGAGGUUUUCUGCUGCCUGCCCUCUGAAUAUAGUUUUCCCAGCUCUUUGCUUCCUGGCAAUUCCAUAUAUAGUCAGAUUGAUAUUUCAUUUAAAUAGCUAUGCAGGAGCACUAACCAGAUCAGCCUUGGCAAUAGGCUGUUGUUCUGAAACAGUGCUCGGCUAGUUGUCAGGUAGGAAGAUGGAUUAACAGCUGAUAGGUGCAGUUUGGAAUUUACAAAGUAAAAGUCACAGGAAUGAGAACACACACACACACACACACACACACACACAUAUAUAUAUAUAUAUAUAUAUGGCUUUGUUUUGCUUCCUGACAUUUUUCCCCUCCAAGAGGGUAUGCCAUGAGGAUUUUUUUUUCAUGCCUGAAUAUUUGCUUUUGAAAUAUAUUGUAUUAAUUAAAAAAAAAUAUAUGAAAGAGGCCUAGUGUGGCUUUCAACUAAGGCUGCUAGAAACCACAUCAUGCCAAGUAAACACGUUUUUUAUUCUUAUCCAAAAGUGCUUCAGAGUGCACAGGGAGAUACACAAGGCUCUUCUUGCUAGUUCCUUAAACCAAAUGCAUCUUUUUCUGGGAACACACAACUGCAUUCUGCAUUUGAACCCAACCCCAUGGAAAGACAAAGCUGCUUUCAGUAAUUGUCAAAGGGGCUACGACGUGUGCAUCCCAAGCACUCCAAAGUACCUGUUGACUUUUGAAUCCAGUGUGGUACAGCCCUGAUACAUGAAGGCGCUGGCUUUGCCCCUCACUAGUGAAGAAAAGGAAUAAAGCAUGGAUUCAUUAGAGUCUUUCUGUAUAGAAAUAUGCUGAAAUUGCUAAAGGUACAAUUUAUCAGGCCACAGGUAUUACCUGCGAUUACAUGGGGACAUUCUCUAGAUCAGUGUUUCUGACUUACUGGCUGUGGAAUUCUGGGAGUUGAAGUCCACACAUCUGAAAGCUGCCAAGGUUGAGAAACACCGCUCUAGAUAUAGAGCAUACCUUUACAUCUAACGUGCACACACAGCUCAUGAGUGCAAUCAGUUUCCUUAUUUGCUUCACUGGGUGGGUAUCAUUCGGAUACACUAUUUCACUUUUGUAGAUGUGCGUCCUUCCAUUGGAAUGAAUGGAGAAGCCCUUUAGAGUGAAGCAACCCUGUAGCUCGAUCCAUCCAGGGAGUGGUUUGAUUUAACGUAGUGCAUGAGCCCAUUCAAGACAUGACUUGUUCAGGAAGUUCUAAUCUGGCUUAUCAUAGCUGCGUGAGCCCGGUCGGUGUGUGUAUUGAGUGCUAUCAUGUCAAAGUCAGGCUGAAGAAUCCUGUUGACAUCCAUGGUAAGCUUGGAGUGCUUCGUUUUAGGUCAGUGUUGUCCAAACCUGGCCACUUUAAGAUGAGUGGACUUCACCUCCAAGAA